ACUAACUAGUUAGUUAUCAUUGUAACUACCGAUAGAUGAAUCAUAAAACUAUCUCUAUUAUACUCAACUAAGAAAAGAGCUAUCGGCACUAUUGAAUUACUGAAAAUGAAGCUGGCCUUCAAUGUUCAGUUCAGGCUUCAGCCCAUCAUAAAUUCAUAAUGUAACCGCUCCUAGUACCUUUGUUGAACCUAAACCCAGCAAUUUAUAGUACCGCUGGUAGUAUUGCCAUGGAUUUCCUUCGUGGCUUGCUACCCGCGAGUUGGCUAUCAAUGCUUUGUUAUGGUUCGAGGGUCCGAUCGGUUGGUUCGAGCAUAAACUCGAGCAGAAACUUCGGUUUCCUUCUUCGACGAACCUUCGAAUCUUCUCUGCUCGCGCCAGCCCCCAAUCCACCCCCUGCUCUACGCUGGUGUUUCAUCCAUCUGCACCAGAUCUCCAGUGCAGAAUGCUCUUGAGUGGCCUUGACCCUUCAAUCAUACUUUGAUAUAUUGGGCGGGGGCGCAACCUCUGUUCCAGCUUCCAACUCAGCUUGAACAAUGCAAAUCAGACCUUCAAUGCGUUCGACCCUCAAAUCUUGCCGACCAGCCACCCUCCGAUAAAAUCCUAAUGUCGUAAAUUAAUACGCUCCAUACGCAUGGUUUCUCCUGCCAUGCUGCCAGGCUGACGCCGUCGAUUUAACUGGUGCAAUUCACCGGUCGCAUCCAAUGCCCAUGCCUCCUCAUCGAAUCUGACCAGUCGCCUGAAAGUCCUGCCGGUCGGUCGCCCGCCGCUCC
Molecule: messenger RNA, 770 nt
Organism: Eremomyces bilateralis CBS 781.70
Lineage: Eukaryota; Fungi; Ascomycota; Dothideomycetes; Eremomycetales; Eremomycetaceae
Exons: 1
Coding region: 228-452 (74 amino acids)
Source: RefSeq, a predicted model, not a curated record